Nerophis ophidion (straightnose pipefish) is the source of this 2534-nucleotide messenger RNA. RefSeq names its product protein kinase C substrate 80K-H (gene prkcsh). Lineage: Eukaryota; Metazoa; Chordata; Actinopteri; Syngnathiformes; Syngnathidae. The transcript is spliced from 19 exons. Gene Ontology annotation, biological process: N-glycan processing; liver development. Gene Ontology annotation, cellular component: glucosidase II complex. The coding region runs from base 367 to 1944 and encodes 525 amino acids. The record is from RefSeq and is a predicted model, not a curated record. Gene Ontology annotation, molecular function: calcium ion binding.
GAAUGUGUUCAAAGCUGGAUGAAUUGUUGGCUGACGGGACGUCGUCAAAUGUCGUCAAAUGUUGUCAAAUGUGUCCUUUGCUGUCGUGUCCACAGGGUAAAACACAACAUGCCGUCAACGUGAGCCCAGUUCUGCAGAUGGCCGAAGCCUCUCGAGUGACAUCUCUUUCAGCCAAUUGUUGAGGCGGACGAAAGACGACCAGCCAAUCACAGUUGAUCAAAAAAGCCUCGCCAAUCACAUGCUGCCAAAUCUGAGCGAGGCGGUCGUACGCAUGCGCAGUGCGUCAUUUGCUCAACAGCCGACCAAGGUCUUCACAAUUAGCCGUUAGCUGGCGGAGGAAACAAUUUCUCAGGAGGUGUAAGCAGCAUGACGACGAUGCACCUAGUCCCACUGCUGUUGUUGGUGACGGUGUCAGCCGUGGAGGUGCAGCGACCUCGGGGAGUGCCGCUGACAAAAAAGCAUUUCUAUGCGGAGGGCACACCUUUCACCUGCCUGGAUGGCUCUCGGACCAUUCCCUUUGACAAGGUGAAUGACGACUACUGUGACUGCCAGGAUGCUUCUGAUGAGCCAGGCACGCCAGCUUGCCCAAACGGCCGCUUCCAUUGCAACAACGCAGGUUAUCGCUCCUUCUUCAUACCAUCGUCCCGCAUCAACGAUGGGAUAUGCGAUUGUUGUGACGCAACAGACGAGUACAACAGCGGGGCUACCUGCCAAAACACCUGCAAGGAAUUAGGGCGCCAAGAGAGAGAGAGUCUUUAUCAGUUGGCUGAGAUCACCAGGGAGGGCUUUAUGAUUAAACAACAACUCAUCAAGGAGGCCAAGAAGGGUCUGGAGGCCAAGAAGUCCAAAGUAUCAGAACUUGGAGCCGAUAAGAAACUACUGGAGGAGAAGGUAGAAGCUCUGAGAACUGUGAAGGAAACGGCAGAGGAGCCAGAGAAGGUAGCUAAAGAGCGCCAUCUGAAAGCAUGGGAAGAUCAAAAGGCCGCAGUGCGCACAGAGAAGGACAACGCUCGAAUGGCUGAAGUGUUUCUUGAGCUGGACGAUGACGGCGAUGGCUUCGUUUCCGUGACUGAGCUUCAAUCCCACACUGAGCUCGACACAGAUUCGGACGGCUCUUUCACCGAAACGGAGGCUCAGGCCAUUUUGGGCGGUUUGGACGAGGCAGACCCGGCGGCGUUUCAGGCAGCCUGGAAGGACAUCAAAGACAAAUUCAUAUCUGAGGCCCAAGCACCGCUGGAGACGCCGCACAGCGAGGCAAGGGAGCCUGUCUCCGACAAUGACUCUGAACAUUACUCUGAGGUUGAAAUCCCAGAGGAAGAGGAGGAGGAUGAUGAUCUAGAGGAGGAGGAGGAAGAUGAUGAUCAUGAUGAAGCAGACUUUAAUACACCUCCUGCCGUGCAAGAAAAGGUUGACGAAGACGAGGGCACGAUGCCGCCCUACGACGAGGAAACGCAGACCCUCAUUGAUGCUGCUCAGAAAGCGAGGGAGGAGUUUGACACGGCUGAGCGAGCUCUCCGGGAAUUAGAUGAUCAAAUGAAGAACCUUGAGAAGGAAACUUCCUCUGACUUUGGACCCAAUGCUGAGUUUGCCUACCUCUACAACCAAUGCUAUGAGUUACCUACUAGCGAGUACGUCUACAGGCUUUGCCCUUUCAGUCGAGUGUCCCAGAAACCCAAGUAUGGUGGAUCAGAGACCAGUCUGGGGACCUGGGGCCAGUGGGAUGGUCCUGAGGGUAACAUCUACAGCGUGAUGAAAUAUGAUCAUGGAAUGGGAUGCUGGCAAGGACCCAACAGAUCCACCAUGGUAAAGUUAAAAUGCGGGAAGGAGACGGUGGUAACGUCCACGUCAGAGCCCAGUCGCUGCGAGUACUUGAUGGAGUUCACCACACCUGCACUCUGCCAGGAUCCCAAGACCCUGGAUCAUAUGCUGCAUACAGAGCUCUAGAGGCACUCCAUUUGUUGUUCACCUGGGACCACGUUGCUGCGGCAACAGGAAACUGUGAGCCAGGGCGCCUCCAUGUUAAGUCGUCAUUUCUAGUCAGUUACAUUCCAGUUUUAACGUGUGCAUCAAGUGUAAUAUUUCAUCUGACUUGACAUAAAUGUGUUUUCUUGUGUGUGGUCAUUUGAAAAACAUGAUCUAUCCAAUUUGACAAAUUUCGUUUCCUGUUUUCCUUGAAAAGUGAGUAAACUUGUCACACAAUGGCUUUUUAGUUUUGGACUAGUCCAGUGCUUCUCAAUUAUAUCCCCCAAGGAGGCAUACUUUUAACUCCCUUUUUGAGAAGUCCUGGACUAAUCAAUCAUGUGGACACUUCAUUCUGAUUCUGCUCUGUUUACGUGUUGCCGUAAACAUUUCAACCAGCAUCAUUCCUAAAGCGACAGUGCGGCAUAAUUAUUCGUAGUCAACAAAGCGGGGCCACUCAUAUUUGUAACUUUUAUUUUUUUCUGGCAUGUAAAGUACAAAUAAUCAAACAAUUCCAUGAAAAAGUCUUCAAGCGUCUUCAGCUGAAAUCCCAGUAGUAAAUUUCCUAGACUAAA